AAUUAAACCCAAUUAAUAUAUAUAUUUUUUAGAUCUUGUUAUAAUAUAUCUAGCUAAUAGUUAAAUCUGUAUUGAUUUAUGACCUCUAUUCUAGCUUCUUAAUUCACUAUCCAAUCAUAACUAUAUCUUUCACUUGAAAGUUCAUAUAUGUGUGUCGACAAGGAUUUCAAUUGAUCAAGUUAUAUUUUCUUAUACUUGAAAAAAAGUUCAUUUUCUUCAAAAAAUAAAUAAAUAUGAGAGCCGGUGGUUUCACUAUCCAACAAGCUCUAAGUUCCGAUGCGGCAACCAUCAUAAAACAGGCGGUGACGCUUGCACGCCGCCGUGGUCAUGCUCAAGUAACCCCUCUUCAUGUGGCUAACACCAUGCUCUCCUCGGCCACUGGCCUCCUUCGGUCAGCUUGCCUUGGAUCCCAAUCCAACUCCCACCCUCUUCAAUGCAAAGCUCUCGAGCUUUGCUUUAAUGUCGCCUUAAACCGUUUACCCACAUCAUCUUCUAGCCCAAUGAUGCUAGGCCCAAACCACGCGUCCCAACAUCCAUCGAUUUCAAACGCUCUCGUGGCGGCUUUCAAGAGGGCUCAAGCUCACCAGAGGCGUGGUUCGGUAGAGAACCAGCAACAGCCGUUGCUCGCUGUAAAGAUUGAGCUUGAACAGCUGAUUUUAUCGAUUUUAGAUGACCCUAGUGUUAGUAGGGUGAUGAGAGAAGCCGGGUUUUCUAGUACCCAAGUGAAAAACAAUGUUGAGCAAGUUGUUUCUCUAGAAUUAUCCUCUCAUCAAACAACCCCUCCUCCUUCUGUUUCAAGUAGUACAAAACAAAAUAAUAAUGGUGAAAACCGCCUUUAUAAUAAUCAAGUCGUUAAGGUGAGGAACGAGGAUGUGAUGUGCGUAAUAGACAGUCUCCUAAAAAAGAAGUGGUCGCGAAGCCUUGUGGUAGUGGGUGAGUGUGUUGCCACCAUUGAAGGUGUAGUAAAAGGUGUGAUGGACAAGGUUGAUGAAGGAGAAGUCCAUGAAACUCUUAAAAAUGUCAAGUUCAUUAAUUUUCCUCUUUUCUCUUUUAGUCAACUUUCUAGAGUUGGCGUAGAACAAAAACUUGGAGAGCUAAGGAACUUAGUAAAAGGGUUUAUGCAAGGAGGGGUUGUGCUUUAUUUGGGAGAUCUUAAGUGGAUUACCGAGUAUAGGGUUAGUUCAUCAUGGAGUAAUGGGAGAAGGGGAUAUUAUUGUCCAAUUGAGCACUUGAUUAUGGAGUUAGGAAGGCUAGUUUGUAGUAGUACUAAUGAUCAAGAGAUUAGUAGCAAGUUUUGGGUAAUGGGGAUAUCAUCUUUUCAAACAUACAUGAAGUGUAGAAAUGGUGACCCUUCCCUCGAAAUCAUUUGGAAGCUUCAUCCCCUUACGAUACCGUCUGGGAGCUUAAGCUUGAGUCUUGUUCCACAGAGUGAUAUUGGAAACGAAUGUGGAAGCAAGAGUAAUGGCAACAAUGGGGAUAGUCGACGGAUGCUUGAAAGUGGAGACAACGAUAAGCAACUUACAUGUUGCAUGGAUUGCUCAGUGAAUUUUGAGAGUGAAGCAAAAACCUCAAGAUCAUCAAGCCUCCCUUCAUGGCUUGCUGAUGAGAAAGUAGUAAUUAAUAAUGAAGAUAAGGAAUGUGUUUCAGUAGGAGAGCUGUGCAAGAAAUGGAACUCAAUAUGUACUUCAGUUCACAGAAACAAAUCCAAGUUUCAAAGAAGCUUAAGCUUCAACUCGUCCGUUUCACCACCAGCUUCUUCUUGCUUUUCUUACAAUAAUCAAGAAAAUAAUCCUGAUUCAAACCGAGCCUCAGAUGAGCGUCAACUUUGGGAUUUUACAGCACUAGAGAAAAACCAUGAACGAAAUCAUCAUCGUCGUCAUGAUGAUGAGGUACAAAGAUUUCCAUCAAAUCCUAACUCCGCUCCCAACUCAGUUUCUUCAAGUGAACAUCUCAUGGAGGUGGAAUAUGUGCAAAGAUUCAAGGCGUUCAACGGAGAAAAUCUGAAAAUCCUAUGCAAUGCAUUGGAAGAGAAGGUUACAUGCCAGAAGGAUAUUGUUCUUGAUAUUGUGAGUACAAUACUGAAAUGUAGAUCAGGAAUGCUUAGAAGAAAAGACAAGGCAAACAACGAUGAACCGAAAGAAGAGACUUGGUUUUUCUUCCAAGGGAUUGAUUCACAAUCAAAAGAGAAGAUUUCUAGGGACUUGGCUAAGGUUGUCUUCGGGUCUUACUCAUACUUUACGACAAUUUCUCUAAGCAACUUCUCAUCAUCCCCAAGAGUGGAUUCAACUGAUGAUCAAACGAGGAACAAGAGGUCGAGAGAUGAACAAAGUUGUAGCUAUCUCGAGAGGUUCACUGAGGCCGUGUCCAUGAAUCCACAUAGGGUUUUCUUGGUCGAGGACGUGGAGCAAGCAGAUUAUUGUUCUCAAAUGGGGAUUAAACGGGCGAUUGAAAGAGGGAAACUAACACACUCGAAUGGUGAAGAAGUUGGGUUUUGUGAUGCAAUAAUCGUGUUAAGCUGCGAAAGCUUUACCUCCAGAUCAAGAACAUGUUCUCCUCGAGUAGCGAAAGAGAAAGCACCACAAGGAGAAGAUAAAGAAGAAGAAGGAAGCCCUGGUUGUUUAUCUUUGGAUUUGAAUAUUUCAUUUGAUGAUGAAGACAAUAAUGAAAUGCAAUCCAGCAUUAUGUCCAUGGAUGAUAUAGGGUUAGUUGAAUCCGUGGACAAAUGUAUCAAUUUCAACAUUCAAGAUUUGUCACUCUAAAAUCUUGAAUCUUGAACUUAAUUAAUAUCCUUCAAUUCCCAAA
Messenger RNA from Erigeron canadensis, 2802 nucleotides. Its product is annotated as protein SMAX1-LIKE 3. NCBI's taxonomy places the organism in Eukaryota, Viridiplantae, Streptophyta, Magnoliopsida, Asterales, Asteraceae. The transcript has 3 exons. The coding region runs from base 234 to 2759 and encodes 841 amino acids. The record is from RefSeq and is a predicted model, not a curated record.